AUGGUUGGUGGAGAAUUUUAUAUUGUUGGAUUAUUUCCUAUGAAUUGUUCUACACCAAAUGAAAUAGACAACAGGACUAUUGCUUGGAUGGAAGCUAUGAAAUAUACAAUAGAGGAGGAAAAUAAAAAAUAUAACAGAAGUAUAUUUGGGUACGUAAUAUAUGAUACGUACGAUCCUACAAAUAUGGACAUGACCUCCUUUGCUGUAUUAGAUUCAUUAAAAUUAUCCAACCAAAAUUUUUGCAACAAUGAUAAAAUAUGCAUGAAUUUAAAUGGCCAAUUAAAUCGAAAUCAAUUUAAAAAUAUUUUAGGUUUUGUAGGCCCAGCUGAAUCAUCUACUUCUAUUUACGUUCAUGCAUUAACAUCAGUUUAUGAACACAUUCCCAUUAUUAGUUACGCAGCGGUGAGUUUAGAAUUAAAUGACAAAACGAAAUUUCCUAACUUUUUUCGAACGGUUCCUGCUGAUAACUUUCAAGCUGAAUUUAUAAAAAAAGUUUUACAAAAAUACAAAUGGAAUUUUAUUUCAGUAAUAGCAGUAGAUAGUUCGUAUGGAAGAGCUGGACUUGAAAUUUUAAAACAGAACUAUGAAAGUGAUGAUAUUUGCAUAGAUGUUUUAGAAAUAUUGCAGCAAGCAUACGACCCAAAAAUAUAUUCAAAAAUUGCUGAAAAACUAAUUACUAGCACAGCUCGUGUUAUUGUGUUUUGGGGACAAUUUAGGCCUUUUUUUCACUUUUUACAGGAAGCAUUAAAUUUAAAUUUAUCAAACCGAAUAUGGAUUGUAAGUAAAGCAGUUGGUAAAAACUCUUUUUUUCUUAAUUUUAAAAAUACACUUAAUAAUAAGCUUCUGUUUGUUAGUUAUACAGCUGGAGAAGAUCAGAAGUUUAAAAAUUACUUUUUUAGCCUAACCUAUGAAAAUUCGAGUGAAUGGCUGAAAGUAAUUUUUGAGCGAAGCAGAUUUAGCAGCAAUUCAAAUGUUAAUGCAAGAGAAAUUAAAGAAGUAUUUGAUUUAAGUGGAGUUUCGGUUGUUCAAAACGCUGUAAAAAUUUACAUAAAAGCUUUUUAUCAAUAUCAAGGAUUUUCGUGGACAUACAAUGCAACAUACCUAGAUACCAUUAAUAACACAAAAUAUGGUUUUUUAAAAAAUAAAUCUGUUUGUUAUGACGAUUGUAAACUAGGCGAAAUUAAAGUAAUUUCAAAUACAGGAAACUGUUGUUGGAGUUGCUCCCCUUGCGCGGAUAACCAUAUAGUUAUAAAAGAAAAAUGUGUUGACUGUGGAAAAAACUUAAUGUCUGAUAAAAAUAAAACAAAAUGCGUUGAGCCCAAUACUACUUAUUGGAGUUUUAAUGAUAGUCGAAAAUCUCUAAGCCCAUCAUUAGUUUUGUUAUCAUCUAGUUUUGGCAUACUUACAUCAAUAUUUUUUAUAUAUACUUUUAUCAGAAAGAAAUCAACCCCAAUUGUCCGUUCGUCAUACUAUGAAUUGUCAUUAGUGCAAAUGGCUCUGCAUCUUAUAUGGUAUUUGAUUGUGCUGAGUUAUUUCUAUAGAUUAAAUUAUAUGACAUGUAAGAAAUACAAAGACAAAGUAAGAAUCUUGAAAGAAUCUCAUCGACUAAAAGGUACAAGUUUUUUUAUUAACGAAGACUUUUCUCGUGAGACCGUUGCUAUUCAGAAAAGAUUAUUUGCGGAAGUAAAACAAAGGCGCUCUAAUGGUGAAAAUGUAACGGAAUCAUUUGAGCGUUUCUGA
Messenger RNA from Hydra vulgaris (swiftwater hydra), 1740 nucleotides. Lineage: Eukaryota; Metazoa; Cnidaria; Hydrozoa; Anthoathecata; Hydridae. The record is from RefSeq and is a predicted model, not a curated record.